AUACCCUUUGUAACAACUGCUAAGAACUACAGGGGCAGAGGGAUGAUGCGUAUGCUAAUGGCUGCAGUUGAAUCUACUCUAUGCCAUUUGGAAGUAGAAAAUGUUGUGAUACCAUCCUCUGAAGGAGUGGAAAAGAUGUGGAUAAACAAUUUCUAUUAUUCCCAGGAGAUUGACAGGACCUUGGAGAAACAUAUCGUCCUCUCUAACAUGCUCAUGUUCCCCUAUGCUAUCAGGCUACAAAAAGCCCUUUUGCCAAAUGUUAAUACUUUACAUCUUCAAGAGAGUAAUAACUCCAAAAGAGUGCCUGUUUUAUUGGACUUGAACUAUGAACCUCCGCAAGAGGAUGAGGACAUGUAAUACAACCAACCCAAAGUGAUGAUCCAAUGCAAGCCAAGAAUAAUUUGUCAGCAUCACAACAGAAGCUGGCGAUUUUCAUACAAGAGAAGCUAAAUCUUAUUAUAAGGCUACGAUUUUUUCCUUUACUUCAAAAAUCAAAUAAGUAUUACCAAUUCAUGUUGAGUUUGAACUCAGACUUCAGUUCUCUCAUAUAACUAUAUGACAUUUGCCAAAUUUGUGCCCCUUUUGUUUUUUGGGCUAAAAUAAUUGUGUCAAUACUAUGCUUUAACAUACUUUAAGACAAUGUGCUGCAACUGUAUCAUGUUGCCCAGUCAGAUACAAAAAACUUUGAAUGGGAGGGUUUUUUUUUAUUGUUUUGUUUUACUUUUGAGCAUGUGGUUGUGAAUUUAAUGAUUACUAAUUCAACUAGGUUAUUGCUAGUUAGGGUUUUGGAAGAGCUUAUAUGAAAUGAGGGUUGGGUGUUAGGAUUAGUUAUUAUUCCUAAUAAUGCUAUUGACAUAUUGUCAUUGAAUUUCAACAUAGUUUUAAAGAGGAAGUAGUAACUUUCACAGUCUAGCAAUAGUGGAAUAGUCGUGAGAAGUUUUAGUUAAAGGUGAACUAGGCAAAUAAUAUAUAUUUUUUUAUAGUUAUUUUACGCAAUAGUAUUUUUUUUUUUUGUUAAGAUUUGUACUUUUUUUAUUUCAUUACUUGUUUAGACCCUAUAUUUUAUAAAAUUGUUUAAAUAAACUCUUAAAUCUGAUUUUUAUAUUUAAUUUUUUGUUCAUCAAA
Messenger RNA from Humulus lupulus (European hop), 1125 nucleotides. RefSeq lists its product as uncharacterized. The record is from RefSeq and is a predicted model, not a curated record. Bases 43 to 357 code for a protein of 104 amino acids. The transcript is spliced from 3 exons. Lineage: Eukaryota; Viridiplantae; Streptophyta; Magnoliopsida; Rosales; Cannabaceae.